AGUUUUAGUUCGAAGAACUUCAUUAAUUAUAAAGUUUUGAGGGCUGAAAGAGUAAACAGCAGAUUCAUAUUUAUAGAACAACUUCAAUAAAUUUCUCCUCAACUUAUUAAGUGUUUGUAAUUUUAUAAAAGUAACAAAAAUAUUGUUUAUUAAAGAGAUAUGAGUUAGUGAAUUUCGAUUCGAUAGUGUCAACAAUGAUGAAUUCCCAUUUAAAUCAUUAUGCUUCGGGCAUAAAAACCGAAGAUAUCGAUUUUCACAACAUAAAAAUGCACCAGUUAAAUUAUUCACAACAAGAAAAUAAACCACAUAAACAGAACAGUUCGAAAAAUCAAAACUCUCAUCCCGGAAGUUCAUCAAAUUCCACUUCGUCAGCGAAUGGUGUCUUUAUUGACAUGGGAAAAGUUUUGUUAGAGGCUGCAAAAUGCGGUGACUCAGAAAAAGUACAGGAAUGCGUAAAGAAUGGUGCACCAUUCAUUACUGAUUGGCUGGGAACUUCAGCUCUUCAUAUUGCUGCUAAAAACAAUUAUUAUGAUACAUGUGCCACACUUUUACGAUCAGGAAUCAGUAAAGAUGCAAAAACAAAAGUUGAUCGAACGCCUUUACAUUUUGCAGUAUGCGAAGGAAAUUUUGAGAUUUGUCAACUUCUACUGCAACACGAAUGUUCUGUUGAUCCACUGGAUAUGCUUAAAAUGACGCCUCUGCAUUGGGCAAUCGAAAAAGGAUUCGAUAACAUUGCGGAACUUCUACUGACACAUGGAGCGAAUCCUCUUACAAUAUCAAAAUUCUUGAAGUCACCGUACUCUAUAGCUAAGGAUAGAAAAAAUGAUUUCAUCAUAGGAAUGAUUGAAAUGUUACCUCAAUCUGAUUUUAAUCCGAAUAUUUUAAAUAGUAAUUCCGAGCUUAACUUAAAUUCGUUGCCAUUAAAAAUCCAAAAAACAGAAAAAUCCGAAACAAAGCCGGUAGUUUAUAAACGAGAACGAAUUCAUUUAUCAAACGAUGCACCUGACGUGAAACGUUCAAGACCAUCAAUUAAUGAUCCUAAAAACUUAACACUUCAAUUACUUCAAGAGCAGAUGAGUAUGAUGUCAAAUGCUGAUGAUAAUUUAAUUGAAUCAGCAUUGCAAUCAGGACGAAGAAUUACUUUGACCGAAGUUGGCAAACGACUGUUGAAUGAUUCAAUUUUAAAUAAAUUCUUAAAGAUCAACACGACAAUUUCCUCAUCACCUUCAUCUUCAUCAUCAUCGUCAUCGUCAUCAGUUGUAAAGAAAGAACUUUCACCGAAAUCAGCAACAGUAACAUCAAGUCGUACUAGUGACAGUUCCGAUGUCUUGGAAAUCUUUAGGGACACUGCCUGUGGCAGUGGUUCGAAGAAGAUUAAACCUGACAUCCUCAACAUUAUUCGAACAUCUUCAGAUCUUCAAGAAGUGACGAUAACGCAACGGUCGAAGACGUCACCAGCGCCUUCACCAACAUUAAAAUCCAGCAUUAGCCUUUCCGCCAUUAAUGUGCCAAAAGUUAAAGUUCAACAGGGACAUGUAAAACAAAAAACACAAUUGCCUUCAUCACCGGAUGCGAAUAGUUCAGAUUUCCGGCAACGAACGGAUGUUGCUGUUGACUUCAACCAACCGGAAGUUACGAGUCGGAAUUUUUCGGAACUCUGCAGUAAUUAUCAGCAAUUGAAACGAUUAUUUGAACGUGAACAACUGAAGACUGCUUCGUUACAACGACAAUUGAAACAGUUGGAAGUGAAUUUUGAUGCUUAUAAGCGACAUCAAAACGAUAAAAUUGAUUCAAUAUUAAAAUUGCUGGCGGGAAACAGGCAAAUAUCGAUAAAUGAAGAUGGUGGCGAUGGAUUGGACGAAACUGAAGAAAUCCUGUGAUGACUUCUCAUUUAAUAUCAUUCGUGUUGUAAAUAAACAAAACUUUUGAUCGAGAGAAUGCGGAAAUAUCUAUAAAGAAAUCCUUUCCGCCCUAACAAAAAAGAUUUUACAUAUUUUUUUAAUAAAUUUCACUUUUCUCCCUGUUUUGACGAGCAAAAGAAAAAUAAAAAGAAAGUAAG
Molecule: messenger RNA, 2059 nt
Organism: Clunio marinus
Lineage: Eukaryota; Metazoa; Arthropoda; Insecta; Diptera; Chironomidae
Source: the annotation of a GenBank genome assembly